AAAGCUUUUUUUUUUUUUUUUAGAUGUGGAAGGUGUCAGACUGCCCCAGGGCAGAUGGUCCUGCAAAGAAGUUUGCAAUGGAUGAAUGGGCGAAUAACUGAAUGUAGUGUAAAGCGCCUUGGAGUCCUCUGGACUAGAUAAAGUGCUAUACAAGUACAGACCAUUCUUAUUUUUAGGCCUUAAAAAGUCAUGAAUACAGUAUUUAUAGAUAUAAUAUUUAUUUUAGUAAUAGUUAUGACUGAUAUUAUUCAUACCUCUGGCAGAUUUAGAUGUAAAGUCAUUCUUCUAUAUUGACCUAAAGAUUAGGGUGAUGGCAAAGAGGCCUUCCAACCUCAAUUGUGAUGCUCAUAAUCAAAGAGAAACAUCAGCACGCGUCAAAAAUACUGCAUUAAAAUACAAUAAAUACAAUCAUUGAAUUUUAAUUUGUCAAAAUUUUGAUUCUGAGAAUGCAAAUGUGUUUCUCUUAUUUCUCUCUGUAUGGUGUGCAGUUAGCAUGGCAGUUAUUUAAAAGAACUUUUUUUUGAUAGAUUUGAGAAAAAUAAACGUUUUAUAAAUGAAGCCAGAGAGACUUUUAAAACAAACAUUAUCAAGCAGUCUUUUCAUUUGCUCCAUUGACUUGGCCACAUUUGCCUGCCAUCCGCUGCAGAGCUUUAGGAAUAAACGCACUGUUGCGCUGUUCGGGGGCUUUUAUUAUGAUAACCGGAAGUGCCGAGGGUCUGUAGCACCAACUCGAGCUGAAAGUGUUGUCAUCGGUCGUGUUUCUAACGUGACUCAUUUGUUUGUUUACAAUCAUUUGACGCGCCGUUGUAGCACCCUGAGCACGGAGCUGACGCGUUAACGCGCUUAUUGCCGCCAUUAACUAUUUCGAAGCGGCUCCUUUAACCAGAGGAACAAUCCAUGCAGAGAUCAUAUAUUUGAGCGAUGGGUUCAGAGAACUCUGACCACUUUGGACCGGCGGUGGGCCUUGUUGACGAAGACGAGCAAGAAGUAGGUGGUCUAAUCAACUCAGACGGGGAAGAAGUGGAGUUCUCCGAAGUCAGAGUAAAUCCCAUCGCAGGCGUCGUACCUGCAGAGACUCCCUCCAAGAAAUUGAUUCAGAGCGAGAGUGAAAAGCUAGCAUCCCUCCACAGCUGCUCGGUUUGUGGGAAAGACUUUCCUUACGCCUCUAAGCUUCAGCGACAUCUGCGCACUCACUCGGGAGAGAGGCCCUUCCCUUGCUCCAUGUGCGAAAAGAGAUUUCCAGAGAAAGGGCUCCUCAUGAUCCACGAAAGGGUCCACACGGGCGAAAAGCCGUUCCCGUGCACUUUCUGCGCCAAGAGGUUUGCCAGUCAAGGGGAGCUGCGGCUCCACCGGCGGACUCACACGGGCGAGAGGCCCUACCACUGCUCCAUCUGCCUGAAGAGCUUUUCUCGGCACUGGCACUUGAAGACGCACCUGGAGGCGAUGCACUGCGAGGUAGUCGCGGGCUUCACGAGGAAGAAGUUCCCAUGCUCGGACUGCGAGAAGAGCUGCAACUCGGCGGCCGAGCUGAGGGACCACCAGCGGACUCACACUGGAGAAAGGCCCUUCCAGUGCUCAUUCUGUGACAAACGGUUCGCCUUGUCUGGAACACUGGUGAGGCACGAGCGCCUCCACACCGGUAUCACCCCCUACCACUGCAACGACUGCGGCAAGACCUUCGCACAGCAGUGGACGCUCACCACGCACAUGAGGACUCACACGGGAGAGAAGCCAUAUAGCUGCUCUCAGUGCGACAAGUCGUUUGUCGCUCCUGGGGAGCUCCGGAGGCACACCAGGAUCCACACAGGAGAGAAACCAUACACCUGCGGUGACUGCGGACGGCACUUCUCGUUAGCGGGAACUCUGAGAAACCACCGGCGGUCGUGUACGUCAAGCAAGAGCGAGUCCGUCCCUGAUGUCGUCUUGGGAGUGAGUCGAGCAUCGGCAGAUGAGUCGUACCUGGAGGGCCAGGCUAACUCCAUCAUCUGUGAGGUACCUGAAAGUGAGACCUCCCCAAAUCCUGCUGAGCCUACUUCCUCAGAGCGUCCUGACUGUGUCACAUCGCCUCAGCCAGCGGUUACCCCAAGGACAAUGGAAAACCCUUCAGAGAACCACGUUUCCACUCCCCAUGUGAACGUUAUAGUGAAACAGGAAGAAGAGGAGGAACCUUUAUAUGAGGAAACUCCAGACCAUGCAUCAGAUGGGGAGAAUUGUGAGACUCCGGAAGAAAAUGAAGAGCUGCAUCAGCAAAGCAACAAAGAGAUUAGGAUUACAGUAAAAGAUGAAGAGGAGGGGUCAGUAAACGAAAAUCCGGAUGCUGACGAAGUCGUUGGAAAACGCGGUCUUCCAACGUCGCCUGAGAAAAAGCAAAGUCGAAGCAACUCAAAGAGUUCCUACUGCUGCGGGCUCUGUGGAAGAGACUGCCACAAGAUGUCGGCGCUGCAGAUCCACAUGCGCAUUCACUCGGGCGAGAAACCCUACCAGUGCUCCCUCUGCGGGAAACAGUUCACACAGAAGGGUCAGCUAAAAGGUCACUUUAAAGUCCACACGGGAGAAAAGCCAUAUUCCUGUCCGGACUGCGGCAAGAGCUUCGCCCACUCAGGCGCCAUGAACCGACACCGGCUCACCCACACGGGUGAGAAGCCGUACCACUGCUCUGUGUGCGACCGCAGCUUCAACCAGUCCGGCCGACUGAGGGAACACGAAAAAAUCCACCUGGGGGAGAAGUUCGACUGUCCUGAGUGCGACAAGAGCUUCACGCGCGCUUCCAGCCUCAAAAACCAUGUGAGGCUGCACACCGGUGAGAGGCCGUACGGUUGCGACGUCUGUGGGCGGGGCUUCAGCCGCUCGCAGAGCCUCAGGCUCCACAGGAGGAAACACUUUGAGACCGAGGGAGCGUCUCCGGCCGCCACAAAGAAUGACGACUUCUACGAGAGCGACAAUAAUUCCCCCAUUAAUAUGUGCAUAACGGAGAAAAAUGACUGAAAAAACUCUUAUUUAUUUAACCAGAUAUAUAUUGGUAGUGUUUAGUACGAGAUCAAAGUCUGUAAAACUGAGAAAGUGGAACGUAGCGACUUACCUCUGUGAAUUUAUUGUUACCUAUCUGUGAUGCUUCUAUAUAAAAAGUGUUAAAAACUAAAAUAUUUAUCUCUGAAGUGUAAAAACAGCCUUAUGAACAGAAACACAGCUGUGGUCUGUGCUGCCAAGCAGGAUUAGCUGCUCAUCAAGAAACACGAAGCUGGGUUGCUCCUUACUUGGGUUCAGCACUAUUUAUUUAUUUAUUUUACCUUUUGUCCACAGUAGGGAAUUUAUACUGAAACAAGUUUUAGUCAAUGCCAUUUGAAAAUUAAAAUAAAAAAACAAAACAGUACUUCUUUCCUCUGGUUUUCUGAGAUGCACCAUUUCACUUUGUUAUCGUGUAAAAAAGAUUUUGUUUUGGAGUUUCACGUCAUGUUAUAAUGGUUUUCGUUCAUCAAAAACAUGCCUGGAGAAAGAGCCCCAAUUGCGAGGAGUGAAGUUGCAAAGUCAAAUUUCUUUAAAGUCAUGAUCGAUAUAUAGACACGUAGCAACGUGACGUCACGUUGCUACGUGUUGGAGGACAAAACAGCUGCUCGCCUACAAUGACUAUCAUUGGUUUUACUGUCACCGUGAUGUAUGCUUGAUAUAUAUUAAAGAAAAAGGGACGCAGUGCUUUGCGACUAAUUGUCAAUGCUAUGACAAUGAGAUAAUGAGGUCCGAGGAUUUCACAGGUUAAUAAAAAGUAUUAAUUGGAGAAAAAAAAGUGAGGGAGAAGGAAUUAGUUCAUUUAUGCUAGCUUGACUUUGACAACUUUAACAUGUAGGUGUGCUGUGGAAACGAUUCUUUUUUUUCUUUUUAAGACGUAAAUGCACUGAAUUACAGAUUUAUUUGAUAACUCUGCACCGGUACAGCACACUUAAAUACACCAAUAGCUUCACAAGCUUGGGCAAAGAUGUAAAAACAACACAAGUUUAAUUUAUUCAGUCAGUGCGAUUAGAACUAUAAUAGCCAAUGUAAAAUAAAGAAAAAAGGAACUGACACCUACAAAAACAAUAGGCUGACUACUUUGGUUAGACAUGUAAAAAUAAACGGCAAGAAUCCUUCUAUCAAGUGAUUCGGAAAGUGUAAUUAGGAAUUUAAAUAUAAUGUAAAAUUAAUAAGUAACAUCGCUGAGAGCACAAAGCAUAGAAUUAGACUAAUUAGAUUUGCCGUUAUGGAUUAGGCACAUUGUCGCCGAUGCCCGAUCUUUAAUUUUUUUCAAUAUCUGAACCAAUACAGAUAUUAAUAUCGGAUUGGUGCAUCUCUCACUCUGUCCCCUCAGUUUACCCUGGCCUUUUUGCUUUCUGCAUUUCGACUGGCUGCUUUCUGUUUACGACCUUACAUUAUAUACACGAUUUGCCCAGAUGGCUCCAUCUAGAUCUUGCUGAGCAGCGUUGCCCAGUGUGUGAGAGAAAGGGAAAAAUAAAACGUAGAGUUACAGUGAUUAGGCUGAAUUAUAGUGAUUCUAAUGUUUUCUUUUUAAGGACAGUAACGCAUUAAUGUGCUGGAGCAUUCCUCAUUUAUGCAUUAGAGGAUUCUUGUCUAAUUUUAAAUUAAAUCACAUAUAAAGAGCAUCAAAGUACAUGUUAUAAGUUAAUGCAGUUAUAGACCUAACAUGGUGGGAGUAUGUUGAUACAAAGUUGGCCAUUUUAAUGGCGCGUCUCGAUGAAAAAGCUGGGAUUUUUCGCCAUUAAUACUUCAACUGAUGAAUUUGUAGCAGUAACUCCACUCUGUACUUUAUGUAAAGUGGAUUCAUGAUUGCAGCAGCUGUACUUUCUGAUUUUAUUUUUGUUGAAAUGGUAAAACUGUUUAAUUCUGAAACAUAUUUAAAAGAAAUUGCAGACGUUUAGUAAAUACACAACCCAUUUGCAGCGGUGUCCAAAGUACGGCACCGGUGGGCUGAUUGGACUGAUUGGGGCUCCAAUCUCAGCUGGUUGAUGCAAAUGGAGGCUUUUUUUAAAAAAUGUUUAAUUAGUGCAAAAUUAUUACAGACAAAUUAGAAUCUUCUGAGCACCCACACAAAGAAUUUGUCUUUUAAUAAUCAUAAUUUUUGCUUCCUCUAAUUUCAGCACCGUUUCCAUUUGUAGCUAUUCUGCUAACGUAAAAAAGAAAAACACACAAAACACGUUUAGCGAAUUUAUUUUUGUAAGUUCAGUUUGUACCAUUUGGUGGUGAAAGGAAGCACAGCUGGCAUAAAACGGACCACAUCCAUCCUCUGACUUUUACUCUGAAACCAACUGUUGGGCACCAAAAUCUGUUUUGAUUUUUUGAUUUUUUAUUUAGUUGGAUAAACUUAUUUGUUUAAAGUAAGUGACUUAAAUUCUGUUUUUGUUACUGAGAAUUAGUCAAUUUAGUAUCCAGAAGAAUGUUCAAACUGGAUUCUUUUCUUAUAAUGAAAACGUGCAAAAACCCUUUUUAAGUUCUGGAUGUGCAAUGAUUUAAAGUUUCCUUUCCUCUGAAAAAUUCAACCCCUUUAUUUAAAUAAUUUUUUUGCUUAUCUUGUUAAGUAGUAAAAAAUAAAAAAAAAAAUGCUGUAAAGUUUUGGUGAUUUAAAUGUUUUUAAAAAUGAUUAUCUUUUUUUUUUGUCCUGUAAGAACUUUUGCUUUGAUGAUUUUAGUUCGUGACUAAAUCUUCGGACACCCCUGCCAUGGUGUGCUUUUUCUCUUUCAAACUCAAAACCUCGCAGUGAUACACAUUCCUGCGGGACUGGAAGUUUUAUUAUUAUUUGUGCCUCAGAACGUAGGCGCUGUAAGAUUUUAAUGGCUUAAAACCCAAAUUAUUAACUUCAACGAAGAAUUUACACCUUCUGUCUUCAGCAAUCUCCACAAACCGCCACCGGUACGGUUCAAACCCCAAACACUCCAUUGUAGGACUGAAGUAAAUUUCUAACUUUUUUUUAUCUGUUUUUAUUUGUUGUUUGUGUCAAGAGAAAAAGAGAUUAAUCACUAAGUGAUAUCAGCAUUGUUAUAGCUGAUUAAAACAGACUUCUUAAAGAAACCUCUGAUAUGUCAAACCUGCUUUUUAGUACAGGCCUCAGUUGUGUUCAGAGUUUUAACAGCAUGUGUUUAAUACAUUUCGUUCAGAAUUCUUAUAACAGCUCAUAUUUACACACACAAAUGUAUUGAGAACGCUACAUGUUCUAUCCAGAAUCAAAACCUUAGGAAAAUAAUAACAUCUCUAUACAGAAAGUAAAGAAAGUGGAUUAUUAGUAAGUUUAAAAAAAACAAUUAACAAAUGUUUACAUAUUUCCUUCUACGCAAAACGUUUUCUGAAGAUUCAGUUUUCCUCUGAAUCUGGACGAAUGUUUCGUAUUAAUAUUUAUUUGUAUAACCGCCGUCUCUUAAAACGACUGGAGUCGAAGUGACUUCGUCCUGAACGGGUGACCAUGAUCGGACACAUUCCAGGGUUCGUUUUGCCUCUGCAGCAGCUCGUUCAGUGGCGGCCCACAUGUUUUCAUCUGGAUUAAGCUCCAGAAUCUGGGCUGGCAUUUUCAUAACGAUAAUCUGGUUAGUUUGGGACCAAAACGCCGCUGCUUUACUGCUGCGUUUGGGAUGUUGUUGAAACUUCUGCCUUAAGGGGAUUUUCUCUUUCCUCUUAGCCUAAAGUAACAUGACGUCUUCGGUUCUUUCCGUGUUUUUAAACUGAUCAGUAACCUCUGGUAUUUGAUGAAUAGGUCUGACGACAUAAAAUAGGAAACAUGACCACAGCAUGAUAUUUGAGUCACCGUGCUUUAAUGGAUGGUAACCAAAACUAAUUCUUUGAGGACUUAGAUCCAAAACGAAGAAUCUCGUUAUUGUUCAACAAAAUGUUGGACCAAUUCACUUUAGGACAGUCAGUCAGUUUGUUCUUUUUCAAAUUAUAACCUGCUCACUAUUUUAUUUUAUUUUUUUCAAUAAUGUAACUUUUAGGCGCUAGUUUUCUUGCCAAAAACUUCUUCACAUCUUGGUCUUGUCAUUUUUAAUGUACAAUAUAUGUGAACUCUGGAGUUUUCCAAAGUUUUGGCCAUUUUGGCAAUUCUUUGAUCCAUUCAAAUGACAUCUUUCUGUUUUCUUCCAGGUCUUUUAUGUCACAGCAUAUUAGGGUCGCUGGAAAAAAGGAGUAAAUAUUUACCAAAAAACUCUGUGUCCUUUUCUAGAAAAAAAAAAGUAAUUUUCUGCCAAAAAAACAAACAAAACAAAAGUAGAAAAUUAACUAGUUUGAAAAGUCAAAAAUGUUCAACUUUUGAAAUUCAUACAGUUUUGUGUUGUUUUUGUUUUUUAUAAAUCAAUCUAAAGAUUUUGGAGUGUUUUUUCUAGCAAACUUUUGGCUUUUCUAGUUGAGAAAUGUCCUUGUUAUAUCUCAAAAAUGUCUGAGUUUUUUGGCAGACAUUUGCUCCUUUAUUUUCUACGUAGUGCAUGGAAAAUCAGUACUGUGUCGUACUUUUCAGGCUCUAGUUUUCCCUUUUCUCUUUAUAUACUUUCACCUCUUCAGUCAGCUUUUUAUUCCAAGUCUGGUGUUUGAUUCGUAGGGAUUCCCCUAUUUCCAACAUGUGCUGCCUCACUUUGAAUUAAUGAUUUAAUUAGACAGAAUUAGCAACAUACACGCUAUGUUGGUCUUCUACUACUCAACAAAACCUACAGCUGCAUUGUUUUCCAUGCAGAAUGCUGCUUUCUGUCUGGUGAACUGAUAUUAUUUUGAACACGCUCAAAAUCAGCUCCCACUGCAAACGCAAAGUUUCAUGUCGCAAAGCCUCAUUUAUUCAAACUUACUGUUUUCUUGUGUUUAGAGUGGCCGGCGAUUCCACUUUGUCCAAACAAUGUUUCUCAUAUCAUUAAUUUUGAAUGUGAACAUGGAACAGAUAAGUAUAUUUGUUGGGUUUUACAGCGGACGUUAGCUCAUUUUGUUUUUAAAAUGAAAAAUGAGUAGACUUUUUAAUUUUGUUUUUAAAAAGUCUACAUUUGAAUGUUUUCAAUACGAUAAGGACCAAACGCGAAUGGGACAUGAAACAUGUGUUCUUUUAUUCUUGAUAAUUUAAUGACUCUUUUGUGUAUAAGAAAAUGCAUCGUUAUUACGUGUGUCUUUAAAAUUAUGAAACAUUACUGAGAGCGCACACUUAUUAUAAGGUCUGAAUUGAUUAAACAGUUCAAGAAUCCAGAUAUGUUUGUGUUAAGAAGACAAAAGAUUGUCCUGUGUGUCCCAUACUCCUUCUAACAGUUAAACAAUUUUGUGAAAUGCUUCAAAUUUGCUCUGUAACGUUGAUUCGCGUCUAUCAAAACAGCUAACCAACCACAAACAGGAUACUGUCACCAAAAGGAUGCAUUAUCCAAAGAGGAAAUGAUUUUUAUGCUGUGUUGAUGGUGGAUAUAUUUACCGAUGUAGCUGUAUCAGAUGUGUUGCCUUACAAUAAAAGUAUUUAACAUUG
This is a messenger RNA of Xiphophorus couchianus (Monterrey platyfish), 8458 nucleotides long. RefSeq names its product zinc finger protein 2 homolog. The coding region runs from base 922 to 2985 and encodes 687 amino acids. The record is from RefSeq and is a predicted model, not a curated record. Gene Ontology annotation, biological process: regulation of transcription by RNA polymerase II. Gene Ontology annotation, molecular function: RNA polymerase II cis-regulatory region sequence-specific DNA binding; DNA-binding transcription factor activity, RNA polymerase II-specific. NCBI's taxonomy places the organism in Eukaryota, Metazoa, Chordata, Actinopteri, Cyprinodontiformes, Poeciliidae. The transcript is spliced from 6 exons.